This is a messenger RNA of Ahaetulla prasina, 913 nucleotides long. RefSeq names its product cysteine and glycine-rich protein 2. Bases 151 to 744 code for a protein of 197 amino acids. The transcript has 6 exons. The record is from RefSeq and is a predicted model, not a curated record. Gene Ontology annotation, biological process: muscle tissue development; sarcomere organization. Gene Ontology annotation, molecular function: structural constituent of muscle; actinin binding. Gene Ontology annotation, cellular component: Z disc; nucleus; cytoplasm. Lineage: Eukaryota; Metazoa; Chordata; Lepidosauria; Squamata; Colubridae.
GGCGGGGACUCGGUUGGAGAAGCCGUCCGAUUGCUCCACCUCCUUGCGAAAGCCUAUAAACAGCCACCAAGGAGGCUCUAAGCUUCGUUUAUUCGAGACCCGCAGCUGAGUUACGGGGGUGGGCCUCUCGCGGCAACCGGCAGACUCAAAAUGCCAAACUGGGGAGGUGGAAACAAAUGUGGAGCCUGCGGCAGAAUAGUGUACCAUGCAGAAGAAGUCCAGUGUGAUGGGAGAAGCUUCCAUAGAUGUUGCUUUCUUUGUAUGGUAUGCCGGAAAAACCUGGAUAGCACAACUGUGGCCAUGCAUGAUGAAGAAAUAUACUGCAAGUCUUGUUAUGGGAAAAAAUAUGGCCCCAAAGGAUAUGGCUAUGGGCAAGGAGCAGGCACUCUCAACAUGGACAGAGGAGAAAGGCUUGGCAUAAAGCAUGACAAUUUUCAUUCUAGCGUACCUUCUCAUCGACCGACAACAAGUCCAAAUACUUCAAAAUUUGCUCAGAAAUUUGGAGGGGCAGAAAAAUGUUCCAGAUGCGGUGACUCUGUGUAUGCAGCUGAGAAAGUAAUAGGAGCUGGAAAGCCUUGGCACAAAAAUUGUUUUCGCUGUGCCAAGUGUGGUAAAAGUCUUGAAUCAACAACUCUGACAGAGAAGGAGGGUGAAAUCUAUUGCAAAGGUUGUUAUGCAAAGAACUUUGGCCCCAAAGGAUUUGGCUAUGGCCAAGGCGCUGGUGCUCUUGUUCACGCUCAGUGACACAUUAGUUAUUUGGCACAGAGAGGGUUCCCUUUUUCUAAGGCACAACUUAAAAUGCUACCAUUUACUGUGAAACAGCUCUUGGCUUAGGCGACUGCUUUUCCUUAGCUACCGCAUGUAUUCCAAUCUUAAAGCAGUUUUUUAAAUAACCUGUCAAUUUUUAAAUAAC